Molecule: messenger RNA, 2797 nt
Organism: Trichomycterus rosablanca
Lineage: Eukaryota; Metazoa; Chordata; Actinopteri; Siluriformes; Trichomycteridae
Gene: ndufs1
Product: NADH:ubiquinone oxidoreductase core subunit S1
Exons: 19
Coding region: 91-2292 (733 amino acids)
Biological process (GO): cellular respiration; ATP synthesis coupled electron transport
Cellular component (GO): membrane
Molecular function (GO): iron-sulfur cluster binding; NADH dehydrogenase (ubiquinone) activity
Source: RefSeq, a predicted model, not a curated record
UGAAAAGUAACGCGUCGGAGAGCUCCUUCAUAACUGUAUACAAGUCAGUUGCGCUGUUCUGGUCUAGAAGGCCAAAUAGCGACAAGCGUCAUGUUGCGUUUGCCAGCAGUUGGACGGGCCCUGGCUGGGGCGGCCCACUCCAAAGGAAGUCUCAGCGUCUCUAGCAAUGUAAAGACGUCUGUCCGGGCCUCAAGUAAUAUGGUUGAGGUCUUUGUGGAUGGCAAGCCUGUGAUGGUGGAACCAGGAACUACUGUACUUCAGGCCUGUGAGAAAGUUGGGGUGCAGAUUCCAAGAUUUUGUUAUCAUGAGCGGCUGUCUGUGGCAGGAAACUGUCGAAUGUGCCUCGUGGAAAUUGAGCGGGCACCAAAGCCUGUUGCUGCAUGUGCUAUGCCUGUCAUGAAAGGCUGGAACAUUCUGACCAACUCUGAAAAGACACGGAAGGCCAGAGAGGGAGUCAUGGAGUUCCUUCUUGCCAAUCACCCUCUUGACUGUCCAAUCUGUGACCAGGGAGGAGAGUGUGACUUGCAGGACCAGUCCAUGACGUUUGGUUCAGACAGAAGUCGAUUCAUUGAGGGAAAGAGAGCAGUGGAAGACAAGAACCUCGGUCCUCUCAUCAAAACAAUCAUGACACGCUGCAUUCAGUGCACUCGCUGUGUCCGAUUUGCCAGUGAGAUUGCUGGCGUGGAAGAUCUGGGCACCACAGGCCGUGGCAACAGCAUGCAGAUUGGCACUUAUGUAGAGAAGAUGUUCAUGUCGGAGAUGUCUGGUAAUGUGAUUGAUGUGUGUCCUGUGGGAGCGCUGACAUCUAAACCCUAUGCGUUUACAUCCCGACCUUGGGAGACCAGAAAGACAGAAUCAGUUGAUGUGCUCGAUGCUGUUGGCUCUAACAUUGUGGUGAGCACAAGAGGUGGAGAGGUCAUGAGAAUCCUGCCUAGACUCAAUGAGGACGUCAACGAGGAGUGGAUCUCGGACAAGACCAGAUUUGCCUACGAUGGACUGAAGAGGCAGCGUCUGACCCAGCCCAUGACAAAGGAUGCCAGUGGUCAGCUGGUGCCCACUACAUGGGAGGAUGUUCUCACCCGUGUAGCUGGCGUGCUUCAGGGUGCCCAAGGGUCUGAGAUAGCAGCCAUUGCUGGUGGGUUGGUAGAUGCUGAGUCUUUGGUGGCACUAAAAGACCUGCUAAACAAGCUGGACAGUGAGGCACUCUGCACAGAGGAAAUCUUUCCAAUGAGUGGUGCUGGAACUGACCUGCGCUCUAAUUACCUCCUGAACACCCGCAUUUCUGGUAUUGAGGAGUGUGACAUUCUGCUGUUAAUUGGAACAAACCCUCGCUUUGAGGCUCCCCUCUUCAAUGCACGCAUCCGCAAGAGUUGGCUGCAUAAUGAAUUGCAGGUCUCUGUUGUGGGUCGUGAGGUAGAUCUUAGCUACUCCUACAACCAUCUGGGCGAAUCCACUCAGGUGCUUCAGGAGAUUGCUGCCGGAACACACCCUUACUGCAAGGUGUUGGCCCAGGCCAAGCGACCAGUGGUGGUGGUGGGAAGCUCCUGUCUGCAGAGGGCAGAUGGCGCUGCCAUCUUAGGUGCUGUAUCCACGAUCGCUCAGAACGCUCGUGCCAGCAGUGGGGUGGAAGAAGGGUGGAAGGUCCUUAAUGUACUUCAUAGGGUGGCCAGUCAGGUUGCAGCUCUAGAUCUGGGCUAUAAGCCUGGUGUGGAGGCAAUCAGAAAGAACCCUCCCAAAGUGCUGUUCCUGCUGGGAGCUGAUGCUGGCUGCAUUACCAGAGCAGACUUGCCCAAAGACACUUUCAUUAUUUAUCAGGGGCACCAUGGUGAUGUUGGAGCACCCAUGGCUGAUGUCAUCUUGCCUGGAGCAGCAUACACAGAGAAAAACGCCACAUACGUGAACACAGAGGGACGUGCUCAGCAGACCAGGGUAGCAGUUACACCACCUGGCAUGGCUCGCGAUGACUGGAAGAUCAUUCGUGCAAUCUCUGAGUUGGCUGGAGUCACUCUUCCCUAUGACUCUGUAGAAGAGGUAAGGGGCAGACUGGCAGAGGUGUCUCCCAACCUUGUGCGUUACGAUGAUAUUGAGGAAGCUAACUACUUCAUACAGGCUAAUGAGCUUGCCAAGGCUGUUAAUCCGUCCCUGCUUGCAGAGCCCAUUGUUCCACCUCAGCUUACAGUAAAAGAUUUUUACAUGACAGACUCCAUCAGCAGGGCCUCCCAGACAAUGGCCAAGUGUGUAAAGGCUGUAACGGAGGGAGCAGAAGCAGUAGAGGAACCUUCCAUCUGCUAAAACGCACAAGUCCACUGUAACUUUUGUUUUCAUAAGUUAUUCAUACAGUUGUGGUAGAAAGGCACCAAGGUUUAAAUCUGUACUGUUUUUCAGCCAGUUCCACUGUUAUAAUAUCCAGAUUUGUUUUGCUUCUGUUUAAAUGCAAUGAGAAUAAUCUUGAGAUUGUUCCCACACUGAGAUCAAGGCGGAAAUUGCUUUGUUAUCCAAAGCUCAUAAUUAAUAAAAAUGUAUGUGUAUUUGUGCUCAUGCCUUUUGUGCACUACAUAUAAUCAUGUAUCAGAGCUCAGAUCAGGAAUUUACAUCUUUUACAUGUAGUUUGCUGACAGAGUAGCUGCUACUUGAAAAACAUGGUCUAAUCAAGCCCUGCAGUCUAAACUUUGGGAAUCAUUUGUGGAAUAAUGGCUAAUUAGUCAUGCAUUCAUUACUUUUUUAGUAGAAGUAUUUGCACUUCUGCCACUGAAUAUUUACAGCAAUUUUCUUAUAUAAAUAAAACAGAUGUGUUGAA